CAAAUGUGAACAGUGGUGGAAAAAGUAUAAACUGUGAAGUUGAGCUGUGGGACUGUGGUGGGGAUAAAAAGUGGUGCCAAAGGGGUGCUGAUGACUUGGUUGAGAGAAAUUAAAGAAAGAGGAUGCCAUGAGAGAUGGAGCAGUAAUGACUGAAACCACUGUAUAUUAGAAAAUGUUUGUAAAGUAGUUGGAAAGAAGUGGAUUACUAACUCGGGAAUUACUGAACUUGAAGAAAAGUGAACCAGAAAAUGGAGCAGAAAUAAAAUGGAAUGAGAUGGUAGAUCAUGUUAUGGAUGAAAAUACAGAAUAAAUGAGUUUCAGCAGAGAACGCAGUGACUCUGUGAUUAGGGAGCAGAAAACAGUGGUGUGUUCGGCUGGUGAAGUAACUUGUUUUAAGGGCACACACUGGUGACAGGGUAUACAAACAUCUUAUGUUGAUAUAAGAAUGGGAAAAACAGAUGUGGCAACAGAAGAAAUAAUUCAACAACAGACAAUAAAUGAGAAACCGAGAAAUGAGAAGCCUGAGGUUUGAAACCUGCUGGCCGGCCCUGAUGAAAGAGUCAAAUGGGAUUAUCAUUGUCUUCAAUCCCGAUUUGCCCAGACAUCUAAAGGAAAUAGAGGUGUGGUAUACUUCUUUUGUGUUACAGCAGCGAUUACAAGAUUCUCAGUGUUUACUGAUAGCACACCACAAGCCAGGAUCUGGUACAGAUAAAGAGCAACUACAUUUAGCACAAGCCUUGAGCACACUGAAACUAAUACACUCAAACCUAGAUGAUGACCCCGAAGAUGUGAGGACAGAAUUUAGAAAGUACCUUGCAAAAGUAGUCAGCUCAAUGUUCGAGCGCCAAGACCAAGAAGAGAUGUCAAUCAUUACCCAAAACUUCAGAAACUUGUAAAAACUUUGUUAUUGAAAGCACUGAGAAAGGUUUGAUUUUCGUUGGAAUAUACAUGUAUUUAUUCAAAAACCUGAGAAGCUCGACAGAAGAAUGUAAAUAAACUACUGGGCAAAAUACAAUGAAAAGUACUAAAAAGAUUUCAAGAAGUCUAAUUUAUUUUGUGGUAUAUAAAACUGCAUUCAUCAAGAAAGUCUGUUGAAAAUGUUUCAGUAAAGUUGUUAGCAGAACA
Protopterus annectens (West African lungfish) is the source of this 1125-nucleotide messenger RNA. RefSeq names its product intraflagellar transport 22 (gene IFT22). Gene Ontology annotation, biological process: intracellular protein transport. Gene Ontology annotation, cellular component: endomembrane system. The record is from RefSeq and is a predicted model, not a curated record. Gene Ontology annotation, molecular function: GTPase activity. The coding region runs from base 498 to 896 and encodes 132 amino acids. NCBI's taxonomy places the organism in Eukaryota, Metazoa, Chordata, Ceratodontiformes, Protopteridae. The transcript has 4 exons.